GCCAAAAGCAUUCCAACAACUGCUAGGUUAGAUAUCUGUAAACUUGUUUUAAAUGUUGUCUCACUGCCUUGUCGCGUGGGAUGUCAAAUUGUCUUCCAAGAAGAUCACGUCUCAUCUCCCUAGUCUCCCACCCAGGAUUUUUUUUUAUGAUAGAAAGAAAGCCAGGCCUUGUUACUGUUGUCCAGCAUUUUUGGUGAUUUUUGUAAGUUUACUGUAUAGGGUUUUAUCUGCCAUGUGUAUGGAUAAGUCUGUGGUCAUUCAAUCACCUGCUAAUUCCAGCGAGUGUUGCAGACAAACCUCAUGCCUUUAAGAAUCCAACCAAGCUGAGCUGUCAGGAUGUCCACCCAACCAUGUGGCAGAGUGGCAGCCCAGAGUCGCCAAUGUACAGAAGUGGCAUUUAUCACAAACUGUUUUGAAUUCACAGCGGGGUGCACACCAAUGGCCAGUGAUCAGCAAACUCUGGGAUUCACAGUAGAUGACAGCGUUAUCAUUGAUAAGACGACAGACCUCUCUGGAGAUACAGAAACACGGGCACUGCAAAGGCCUGAACUUCACGGUAAAAUUACAAAGCUGGAGGAGGAACUCCAACUUCAGAGAAACAUCAAUGAGAUUCUGAGAAAAGAAAAUGCAGCUUUAAAGGAUUAUUUGAGAAGCACAGAUUCAAACACAUCUGCAAAUCCAAACAUGGAUUCAGCUAAUCACAGCCAGUGUGCUACCCAGUCACCUUCUACCCCGAAAGAAGCCUUCAGGAAGAGCAAUGUGAGGACAGGCUAUGAUGCUGAAUUCGCUAAAGCUCUCAAGAUCUUCUAUCAAAGCAUGAACCGAGUGCGUGGACAGCUUCACAGCUUACUGCACCACCGAUUAAAUGUAUGUUGUAUGUGGAUAUUUUGACAUUUACUUUCAUGUUCAGCAUGUUGCUUCUAUUUUAAAACCAUCUUGUCAGUAAAGGGAUUAUACAGUGCAGCUGCUUCACUCUCUUGUCUAAAGAGUAAUGUAUUUGAACAAUUCUCAGGUUAUGCUUUACAUUCUGACCAGAAUUUUGAGAUAAAUACACCCCAAAUAGAUGAAAUAUUGAUUAAAUAAACUUGAAAGUGGAAAAUGCAGCAUGGUGGAGUAGUGGUGACACUACUUCACAGCUCUUGCACGUUGCAUUCAGAUCCCGGCCUGAUUAUCAUCUGUUUAGGGUUUUCCCCCACAUACUAUUCAGUGGGCCUUGCCUUUCACCUGGUGCUGCUGGGAGAGACCCUAUCACCCCACAGGACCUCUAACU
Molecule: messenger RNA, 1270 nt
Organism: Erpetoichthys calabaricus (reedfish)
Lineage: Eukaryota; Metazoa; Chordata; Cladistia; Polypteriformes; Polypteridae
Product: kinesin-like protein KIF28P
Exons: 3
Coding region: 337-891 (184 amino acids)
Source: RefSeq, a predicted model, not a curated record